AUCAUGGGCUAGGGAACAGUGAGCAGUCAGUGAAGCAUCCAGCCUGCCGAACGAGCCUGCUUUUUAGGGUCAGGAACUGGUCUGACAAGAGAAUGGCAGUCGUGCCUGUAAACUGACAAUAGGAGUGUACAGUGGACGAUGAAGCUACCAGCACACCGGGCCCCAAGGCAGAGACGCUGAGCAAGAGAAUGUCAAGACAUAUUUCAGGUCCCAGUGAGUGCUGCUGAAGAUGUCUGAUAGUGUGGAUAUUGAAGAGAAACCGCCAGCCCCUCCCCUGAGAAUGAACAGUAGUUCCCGCGACUCUGCCUCACUGAACCACGCCUCCAAACCGCUUCCAAUGGCCCCCGAGGAGAAGAACAAGAAGGUUCGCCUGCGCUCCAUCUUCCCUGGGGGAGACAAGACCAACAAGAAGAAGGAGAAGGAACGUCCCGAGAUCUCACUGCCCUCCGACUUCGAGCACACCAUCCACGUGGGCUUUGACGCCAUCACGGGGGAGUUCACCGGCAUCCCGGAGCAGUGGGCGCGGCUCCUCCAGACCUCCAACAUCACCAAGCUGGAGCAGAAGAAGAACCCCCAGGCCGUGCUGGACGUGCUCAAGUUCUACGACUCUAAGGAGACGGUCAACAACCAGAAGUACAUGAGCUUCACCUCAGGAGACAAAUCCGCCCAGGGAUACAUUGCAGCAAACAACCUGAACCGGCUGCUGUCGUCCGGGCCACCCGUCAGCCUUAGAACCUGCAGCGCAUUAUUUGACAAGACCCACCCAGCUCAGAGCUCCAGACUCACAGCCACCUCCACCACCGCCGGGGCCAAGACCGCCGCCUCAGAGCCCCCCAUCGCCCCGCCCGUCUCCGAGGAGGAGGACGAGGAGGAAGAGGAGGAGGAAGAGGAGGAGGAGGAGGAGGACGAUGAGGACGAGCUGCCGCCUGUCAUCGCGCCGCGACCGGAGCACACCAAAUCAAUCUACACGCGCUCCGUCCUGGAGCCUAUGAAGCCCCCCAGCCCGGUGAAGGAGGUGGUGACUCCGCCCGAGUCCCAGGUGCAGCCGGAGAACACGUCAGACACCAUGUACCGCCACACCGACCGGCAGAAGAAGAAGUCCAAGAUGACGGACGAGGAGAUCUUGGAGCGCCUCAGAAGCAUUGUGAGUGUGGGCGACCCCAAAAAGAAGUACACACGCUUCGAGAAGAUCGGACAAGGAGCUUCAGGGACCGUGUAUACUGCUAUUGACAUCGCCACAGGACAGGAGGUGGCCAUCAAGCAGAUGAACCUGCAGCAGCAGCCCAAGAAGGAACUGAUCAUCAAUGAGAUCUUAGUCAUGAGGGAAAAUAAAAACUCUAACAUAGUCAACUACCUGGACAGCUACCUGGUGGGGGAUGAGCUCUGGGUGGUGAUGGAGUACCUCGCGGGGGGCUCGUUGACAGACGUCGUCACGGAGACCUGCAUGGACGAAGGCCAGAUCGCCGCCGUCUGCCGGGAGUGUCUUCAAGCGCUGGACUUCCUGCACUCCAACCAGGUGAUCCACAGAGAUAUAAAGAGCGACAACAUCCUGCUGGGCAUGGAUGGCUCCGUCAAGCUCACCGACUUCGGGUUCUGUGCCCAGAUCACUCCGGAGCAGAACAAGCGCAGCACCAUGGUGGGCACACCCUACUGGAUGGCUCCGGAGGUGGUGACCCGCAAGGCCUACGGGCCCAAGGUGGACAUCUGGUCCCUGGGCAUCAUGGCCAUAGAGAUGGUGGAGGGGGAGCCGCCCUACCUGAACGAGAACCCGCUCAGGGCUCUGUACCUGAUCGCCACCAAUGGGACCCCAGAGCUGCAGAACCCUGAGAGGUUAACGUCCGUGUUCAGGGACUUCCUGAACCGCUGCCUGGAGAUGGAUGUGGACCGCAGGGGGUCGGCCAAGGACCUGCUCCAGCAUUCCUUCCUGAAGUUAGCCAAGCCUCUAUCCAGCCUGACGCCCCUGAUUGUAGCCGCCAAGGAAGCCAUAAAGAACAGCAGCCGCUAGUAGGCGCCAUAGUCCUCACCCAAAGCUGGAACCUUGCCUCUAAUGUGUGUGUGUGUGUGUGUGUGUGUGUGUGUGUGUGUGUGUGUGUGUGUGUGUGUGUGUGUGUGUGUGUGUGUGUGUGUGUGUGUGUGUGUGUGUGUGUGUGUGUGUGUGGGUGUGUGUGUGUGUGUGUGUGUGUGUGUGUGUGGUGGGGGGGGGGAGUGCGGGUGACGUGACAGAGCCCAAAGAGACGGGUGAUCAGACUUUAAAGAGACAGCACAAGGAUUGGCCGUCCAUCACCGGCUCCCCCCACCACCCCCUCCAAUGAGGAAGGGCGGACGCACGGCCUUGUAGCCAAUCAGCUGCUGCUGAGAGACAAUGCUUCCUGGUUCAUGGCUUCCCGUGCUCUGUACGUGUGCAGGGGUCCAUCUCGAGUGUGUGUGUGUGUGUGUGCGUGUUCUCUCGCGUGUUAUGUUGUAUGGGCAGAACGUAUCACACAUGCCCUUGCUUGUGUCCUACAUGCUCUCCUCGGGAGAAUAGAGUUUGGCCUACAAACCAAAAUGGGUGUGUUCCAUUUUCCUUUGUGGUUUUCUUUGGGGGGAGGAGGGAUCGGAGGGACCAAUAGCGUUGAGAAUUCCUUCACAGUGUUGCCGGCUCUCGGCUCAGUGCUGUGUCGGCUGGCCCGGGAGAAGUGGGUGAGCCACAUCUGCAUCUGUUCAAUGAAACUCUGGAGAGAGAGAGAGAGAGAGAGAGAGAGAGAGAGAGAGAGAGAGAGAGAGAGAGAGAGAGAGAGAGAGAGAGAGAGAGAGAGAGAGAGAGAGAGAGAGAGAGAGAGAGAGAGAGAGAGAGAGAGACUCUGAACGCAGUGUUUGCCUGCAUGACUCUGGAUCAAGAGUGUUCAUCCUCUAGAAACCCUUAUCAUCCCAGGGGAGUGUGCAUGUGUUUGAAUGUGUGUGCGGUAUUUGUGGUCAUGGUGCGCGUGUGUAUUGGCGGCGGGGGUUUGUCGUUUAGUGAGACGAGUAUCUCUUGAAGCUGAGUGUUACCUCCUUUGAGUCAUCCUCGAGGAUGGGGGUCACUGGAGUUCACCAACGUUGACCUAGAUUCUCUAGAUAGCUUAUUUUUAUUUAAUGAAGACAUUCGGAAAACUGAAACAACUCAAUAUCAUUUUAUGUCCAGAUUCUGCCAGAACGGCUGCCUAUUUAUUAAGGAAGUGGAAGCAUUGAUGUUAGAGGAAUUGGGAUGGAGGAACUCCAUCUAGAAAUGACUUGCAGCUUUGUUAAUUGCGAGUACACAUCACAUAUGGGUCACAUAUGGACCUCGUGAAAUUGUUACGUCACCCUAUUGCGUGCGAGCAUUUCAACCCCAUCCCCAGAGUAUACACAGCGCUGUGUAUUUCCCACAAUAUAAUUCCAGUUUUUCUCUACUAAGUGCAAGAAAUUAGGAGGAUAUUCGGUCCCUACAAGCCGGCUUUAAAGAUACAGGGUAAAGUCAAGCUCUGCCACGCUCCAUUGAACCUACUUUUCUGAAAACUGGUGUUCCAAACAUUUACAAAAAAAUGUUGUUAGGCUGAAAAGCUCUGAAGGCGAGUCAUGAGGUUUCAGAGUACCUUACCGCACAUCUGUUUCCCUGGCUAGGAUGGUACGGCCUUGAAAGACAACGCAUUCAUCCAAUGACCUCUCAGAGUUUACUAUGUUGCCUCUUGUGCUUCGGUGCCCUAUCGUCUCUUGGUUAGUUGUACGUGAGCUGUAGCUUGGACGUAGUUUAAUGUCUGUUCCUGUGUGUGUGUUUCUGUAAAAUGGGCGGGACAUUUGGCAGUGACCAUGAGAGGAAGUCAGUGGCAUCCCCCCGCAAGAGGAGGUUGUUGAAGUAGUGAGUGCCAUGUUUUUUAUGAUUGUAGUACCGUCUUUAAAGUAGUCACGCGUAGCCAGACGUUCGUACAUACAUGGUGUACUGUCGGACCCUCGCCUGCAGGGGGCGUGGUCCUCUUUGGUUAAAACUGGUACUAGUCUUAACGAGCGAAUGGAAGCAAAAAUGUAUUAGUAUAACUGAACCCCAAUAAUAUGUGGUGACUCCUCUCUUUGUAUAUAAGUCAACUAUAAACUGUGUCAAUAUUACAAUUAGCUUAGUUGGGCAUUUUCUGUGCGUAUGGGUAUGUGUGGGUGUGUCUGCGCGUGCAUGUGUGUGAGAGGGGUGGGGGGGCUACCUCAACCUGCACUAGAUCACGACUCCCUCUCCAGACGCAGGAGCAAGUCCAGCAGGAAGUGGACGUGCAUGAGGAAAAAACAACCAACUGUAAAUUAUAUUUCAUCUUCCAAUAGGGUAAAGAUUGUUAGGAUAUGUAUGUAUGUAUGUAAAUACGACAAGGGAAAUCCCUUUUUUUCAGAAUUAUGUAACUUAAAUUGACAAUAUUCAGGUUGCUAUAUGGUAUGUACCUUUCAAUGUUUUGCACCCUGGAAACGGAAAAAAAAAGAAGGAAAGGAAAGGAGGCACGAGCCGUCUCUUCUCGUCUGAAUCAUAAACUUUGAUUUUCGGACUUGAUUCGUCGGGAUGGAGCAGGCGAACGCGUUCAUUGUUUCGUCACGUGGUCCCCUGGGAGUCCCCUUACCCCUGGGAGCGAUUGCAUAUGUGUAUCUAUGCUAGCGGCAGGUGAAGUCUGCCCAACAGAGAGCUACAUGCUACGUAGCUUGUUUUGGGACAUCUGGACCCUCUGCCCAUGUACAGCUCUCAACGAUGAGCACAAAGGAUGAACUUUAAUCGGGCCGACUGACUUGUGCAUCUGGUUACCGUGGUGACUCCUGUACAUUCCUAUCUUCUGAAUGUGUGAACCAGUACACGUGGUGUGACAACUCCUCUAUUAAUGUGUAUCAAGAGAACGCAACGAAAACAAAACAAAAAAAUGUUUCUUUUUAAAUUAUUAUUAUUAUUAUUAUCAUUACUACUCGGAUAUUGUCUAGCUUUGUUAAAACUGCUGAUUCAUCGGCUUUGUUCAGCAGGCCUUUUCCCCUCCCCUUUAAGAAGAAAACGGCGGGAAAGUGGGGUUUUGGAUAAACUAUUUUUAAUUGUGGUUGAAGCAAUAGACUUUUUGAACUUUGAAUUGUGCAUGACUGUGUCUUGAGUGUAAAUCAAACAAAAUAUUGCAGUUUGGGACUGGACCGAAAUAAAAAAGAGGAAAAGUGUUA
Molecule: messenger RNA, 5163 nt
Organism: Gadus macrocephalus (Pacific cod)
Lineage: Eukaryota; Metazoa; Chordata; Actinopteri; Gadiformes; Gadidae
Product: serine/threonine-protein kinase PAK 3
Exons: 16
Coding region: 230-2005 (591 amino acids)
Biological process (GO): protein phosphorylation; regulation of axonogenesis; intracellular signal transduction
Cellular component (GO): cytoplasm
Molecular function (GO): ATP binding; protein serine/threonine kinase activity
Source: RefSeq, a predicted model, not a curated record